This is a messenger RNA of Pneumocystis murina B123, 904 nucleotides long. RefSeq lists its product as hypothetical. NCBI's taxonomy places the organism in Eukaryota, Fungi, Ascomycota, Pneumocystomycetes, Pneumocystales, Pneumocystaceae. Gene Ontology annotation, cellular component: phosphopantothenoylcysteine decarboxylase complex. Bases 146 to 904 code for a protein of 252 amino acids. Gene Ontology annotation, biological process: coenzyme A biosynthetic process. The transcript is spliced from 2 exons. Gene Ontology annotation, molecular function: phosphopantothenoylcysteine decarboxylase activity; FMN binding. The record is from RefSeq and is a predicted model, not a curated record.
AAAAAAGAAUAUAUAAGAACUAGAAAAGAUAUGAAAGAACUAAAGAAAAGCUAAAUAUAAACGAAACAAAGAUAUUAAAAAGAUUAAAAUAAAAGAAAGAAGCAUAAUUUUCUUUAAAAAUUAUAAAUUUAAUUAAAAUCUAUUAAUGACAUCAAAACUUGAAAAAGAAAAGACAAAUAAUCAAGAUUCUAAUUCAAAUAAAUCAAAAAAUCAUGUUUCUACAUGCUUAGUUACACAAGAAAAAGAAAAACAGAAUAAAAAGGAUAAUUCAGAUUUAUAUCAAGAAUACACAGAAAAUAAACUUUUAAAUAAAGUUUGGUCAAUUAAUUCAGAUGAAAAACAACACAUUCUCAUUGGAGUAACAGGAUCAAUAGCAGCUAUUAAAUUGCCUAUUAUUAUUCAAGGUUUAUUGGCAUAUAAAAAUGUUGAAAUUCAAAUCGUUUAUACAUCAUCAGCAAAUCAAUUUUUUGAUUUAGAGGAAAUUAAAAAAUAUGGUAUUCCUAUAUGGACAGAUGGCGACGAAUGGAAGUCAUGGAAAAAAUGUGGAGACCCAAUUUUACAUAUAGAACUUCGCCGUUGGGCACAUCUUCUUCUUUUAACACCUUUAUCAGCAAAUUCUCUUUCAAAAAUAGCAAAUGGCAUUUGCGAUAAUCUUCUUCUUUGUAUUCUUAGGGCCUGGUCUCCUAAUCUUGCAAUUUUUGCAGCACCUUCUAUGAAUACUUUAAUGUGGCAACAUCCUCUUACCAAGAGACAUAUUCAAUUUAUACACGAAACACUACCAUAUAUAAAGUUUAUAGAACCUAUAGAAAAAACGCUUGCUUGUGGUGAUACUGGCAUAGGUGCAAUGGCAGAGCCUACUGAAAUUAUUAAUCGAGUUGUACAACAUUUAGCAUUACACACGUGA